UCUCUCUCUCUCUCUACCUCCCCUGUUUUGUUCUCUCGGUUCCCAGAAUUGUGCAUAUAAAACUACAACUCAUCUGCAAGUACAGCAGCGAGCAAUUCCCAAUCUCGCUUAUCCAUCUCUCUCUCGGAUUCCUUCCUCCGAUCAUCCAAUCACAAUUUACAGCAUAGAUCGAUGAGCAAGAGGAAGAUUCCGAGCAGCAACAACUAUUUUCCGGCCGCCUCUGGUUCCGCUCCGGAUCUCAAUCUAGACAUCCUCCUCCACCCCAACACGACGCCGCCGUACCUCGCCGCGGCGGCGAAGAAGCUCCGGUCAUCAUCCGAUUCGCCUGCGCAAUCGACGACGAUGGACGCUCGGGUCCCAGAUCGCGAUUUCCCCGACGACGACGGCAACGAUUCCGAUUCCUCCUCCGACAUAAUCAACACCGAGAUAGAACCCUUUCCCCGCUCUCUCAACAGCAUCCCCGCCGCUUCCUCCGCAUUCGCCUUCGACAUUUUGAGGAAGGAGGGUAGUAUCCCGACCACCCACCAGCUCUUCCCGGAGAGCGCGGGGCCGGAGCUCAACACGCCGCCGCCGGCGGCGGAUCAUUGGCUGAAGCUGUCGGAAGCGGAGGCCUCGCCGCCGGCGCCGCCGAAGCAAGCGGUGCAGCCAAGGAAGAGCCGGCGCGGGCCGAGGUCGAGGAGCUCGCAGUACCGAGGGGUCACUUUUUACCGGCGAACCGGCCGGUGGGAGUCUCAUAUCUGGGACUGUGGGAAGCAAGUGUAUUUAGGUGGUUUCGACACUGCCCAUGCUGCAGCCAGGGCUUAUGAUCGGGCGGCGAUCAAGUUCCGGGGAGUGGAUGCCGAUAUCAACUUUACUUUGACCGAUUACGACGAGGACAUGAAGGCGUUAAAGGAUUUGGGGAAAGAGGAAUUCGUGCAGGUUCUCCGGCGGCAGACCACGGGAUUCUCACGGGGAAACUCGAAAUACAGAGGCGGCGCCACCGUUCAGAAGUCCGUCGGCCAAUGGGAAGCCCGAAUGGCCCAGCUCCUUGCCAAUAAAGCUUACGACGAUAAGACGACCAUUGGUUACAGUGGCACCGCAACCCCGGCAAAUAUCCAGCCACGAGAACUCGACACCAACACUUCCGGACGCCGCGAGGACGAUCUCGAUCUAAGGUUGGGAAUAUCAUCAUCAUCAUCACCAAACUCAACGGCACCCAAUGGGAAAAAGGUCGACAAAGCUACCACUAGCAGCAGCAGCAGAGCAGCAGGACCUUUCGGUUUCCAGCCACUUCACGGGCUGGCAAUUAACAUCGCCUCCAACACCCUCCAAACUUGGCCGCCGCCGCCGUCUCCGUCGCCGUCCACCUUUGACCCGGAAAUAAAGGGCAGCUGGGCGCAUCACAAUCAAUUGACCGGCGUUGUUGUUAAUAGCGACGGCGUCCCCAAGUGGCCGGCCUCAACCUCGCAGCAAGUUGCAGCAGCAUCAUCAGGAUUCUUGUCAUCUUCGUCUAGUAAUACUAAUAAUGUGAAUAGACCGAGCGCGUAUAUGGCCGGCGGCGGCGGCUCUUCUUCCUCGUCGUCGCCGAACGUCGGUCACUUCUUCCAACCCAGCAGCAACCAGUAUUGGUACUCACACAAGCGGGAGCAAUAGCAGUGAUAACUAUCACAAAGUUUUCACAUCCCUUAGCUUGUUUGUUUGUUUGAUUUCUGGGCUAAUUCGUGAAAUGUAUUCAAUUCAGCGCUGGAUGGAUAUAUGUGUUCUUGUAUACAUUGUUAACUGGAAUUAUUUGUAAAGCUACUCAGUGUAUCGCUUGCUCUAUGAUCUACAAGGGAAAUGGAAAUGAAAUAUUCGCGGUGUUCAUAUAUUAUGCACAUAUUCAGUUUGUUAGCUACAGUGCAACAUUGAUUUAAGAAGUACUACU
Messenger RNA from Linum tenue, 1903 nucleotides. The record is from the annotation of a GenBank genome assembly. NCBI's taxonomy places the organism in Eukaryota, Viridiplantae, Streptophyta, Magnoliopsida, Malpighiales, Linaceae.